This is a messenger RNA of Helianthus annuus (common sunflower), 978 nucleotides long. RefSeq lists its product as uncharacterized. The record is from RefSeq and is a predicted model, not a curated record. NCBI's taxonomy places the organism in Eukaryota, Viridiplantae, Streptophyta, Magnoliopsida, Asterales, Asteraceae. The transcript has a single exon. The coding region runs from base 1 to 978 and encodes 325 amino acids.
AUGAAUGAUCAGAAGACACCGAGACAGAUCAAUGUAAUUGAUGAAUUGUUGAAAGUUACUACUCCUGUUACCGCCGAUGGUAUGGCAGGAACGUCUAGUGGACGAGCUGAGCAAUCUGUUAACCAAGAUGGAGCCUGGCAAUCGUAUGCAGCUAAGCUGUUAUCGACCCAAUCUCCGCAGAAGGUAAAUUUUCGGUAUUUAGAGAACGUUCAGGCAGUUGAAGAUGUUGACGUAAUGAUACCUAUUGAAUCUGUCCAGCAAGUUCAAAACAGGUUUGCAAAUGUUUUGUUCGGAUAUUUUUUAGGAAAAAGGCUAGCAUUCCCUGUGGUGGACUAUUUCGUUAGAAACAGAUGGGAUAAAUACGGGAUUCAGAAAUGCAUGAUGAACGGGAAAGGUUUUUUCUUCUUUAAGUUUAACUCUAAGGAGGGGAUGGAUCAAAUCCUUCAGGAUGGGCCAUGGCUCAUAAGAAACAUGCCGUUAUUUUUGAAGUAUUGGUCUCCAAACACGGAACUGAAAAAAGAGGAGCUUAAAAAGAUCCCGGUUUGGGUUAAAAUGCACGAUGUUCCGUUAGCUGCGCACACCGAAGACGGGUUGAGUUUAAUUGCUUCAAAGAUUGGGGUCCUGAAAGUACUUGAUAAUGAAACAUCUAAAAUGUGCACCGAGUCAUGGGGUAGGAGUGGAUUUGCUAGAGCGGUCAUAGAGCUUGAUGCGGAGAAGGAAACUAAGGAGAACAUUAUGAUUGCUAUUCCGAAUGUAGAGGAUGGGGGGAUUUUAAAGAGUAACAUAAGGGUUGAAUACGAAUGGAAGCCACCUAGGUGCAAUACUUGCAAGGUUUUUGGUCACAUACCUGAGGAAUGCCCGAAGGUGAGGGUUGAAAGAGUUGAUACGGAAAACAAAGGGAAGAAUAAAAUAGAUGAGCAAGGGUUCAAAUAUGGUAAUAACAGGAAAAAAGUUUCAAAGCAACAGUAUCAUGUUUAG